Messenger RNA from Mucor mucedo, 2217 nucleotides. RefSeq lists its product as uncharacterized. The transcript has 2 exons. Gene Ontology annotation, cellular component: cytoplasm. Gene Ontology annotation, biological process: protein dephosphorylation; negative regulation of MAPK cascade. The record is from RefSeq and is a predicted model, not a curated record. Gene Ontology annotation, molecular function: MAP kinase tyrosine/serine/threonine phosphatase activity; protein tyrosine/threonine phosphatase activity. Lineage: Eukaryota; Fungi; Mucoromycota; Mucoromycetes; Mucorales; Mucoraceae. Bases 98 to 2182 code for a protein of 694 amino acids.
UUUAAAUUCUGCAAGUCUCACAAAGAAAGUAAUAAAAAGAUAAAUUAACAAUUUGGAAUAUUGGAAACCAAUCUUUCUUCUUUCUUUUUCCAGCACAAUGAUUUUUGAUAGGUAUAGAAGUAAAUCAAAGACGAGACCUGAUGAAGAAAAGUCAUCAUUGCCAAAAAAAAUCAGUCUGGCCAACACUUUAUUUCGAAAAUUCCCAAUCCACCUUUCAUCCAAAAAGAAAACCAUAAAAAAGCAAGUGGUUGAUCAUCCACCAAGACCUUCAUUAUCUUUACCUAAUAUUCCUGCUGCUAUUAUACCAUUAUCAGAACCCAUCAUUAAACCAAUUAAACAAUCACCAGUCAAACAACGAAAAAGGCAUUCGGCUGAACAAAGACGCAGUCGUCGUAACCACCACCUAAAGGAGGAUGUCGCUCGUCACUCAUACACAUUUGGUCAUUUGUCUUCCACAAAGACAUUGACUCGUGCUGAUUUAACUAUCGGCAAUGAUCAACUCGAGAGACUCGCUAAACUUGUUCACUUGCAAGAUAAUACAGAUUUCUUACUGUCUCAACUCGGUACGCAAUCAAGUCACCUUGUACCCCAUCGCUCCAUGAGCCACCAACACCUGACCGUGAAUACUCCCGUCACCAACAACAUUCUUUUAUUUCGUCAAAACCAAAAUUUAAAUCGUGCUCACUCAGAAUCGCAUGCUAAAACCUUAAUAGUACAAGAACCGUUGGAGCCUGAGGAAUUGUUUGAUCUUUUGGAAGAAAAAGAAGCUCAAGUCAUUUUGAUUGAUGUUCGUAACUUGAUGGAUUACCAAAAGAAACGAAUCAGCAACUCGCUUAAUGUGAAUCUACCUUCAUUGCUAAUCAAAAGGUAUCAACGAGGUACAGUAUCCAAUUUUAAUCUCGAGAACUUUAUCACCACUGUCGAAGGUCGAGAAUUAUAUGCUUCCACCUUAUCAUCUCCAUCACCGCCCAGUACAGCAACAGUUGGCUCUAUUUUCGAAAAAAAGGCAGCUGAAGCUGAAAUAAAGAAAAAGCAGAAAUCUAAGAUUUGGGUGGUGUAUGAUGAAGAAAUGUCUACAGAAGAGCCGACAUCGCAAGCCUGGACUUUAUUAAAUGUGUUGGAUCGUUGUAUAGGAUCGGUUGGGGGAGGGAAAAUGUAUUAUUUAAAUGGAGGGUUUAAAGCCUUUCAACAAUACCAAGGAUGGAUCGAGACAGACGACCCCAACUUACUACCUUCACCUACACCCAACAAUACAAUCGUAAAUAUACCAAGACGUUCAAUUAGUUAUACCAUUGGUGAUUCAAAGAAUGACCUUUCUAAGAGAACAAGUUUAUUCAGUUUGGAUACACAAGCUGCUCGUGUGAAUAAUGCAAACGCGCUGGCGCGUAGAGCAAAAAGAAGAUCUCAACAACAACAGCAACAAGAAAUUGUUCCUACUUCAUCGUCCUCUACCACCAUCCCAUCCAUAUCGACCAUGCAUCAUUUUACCGUACCAACACCUUCAUUAUCAGCCAUCUCAACCUUUCCACCCGCUUCAUUUGCAAAUAGUAGUCUCAUCCGAGUGACAGAAGACGAUGAAAUUGCUGGUAUGAUGACUGCAGACGCUUCCCCGAGGACAGAAUCAGAUUUCUGCUUCAUUAUAUCAGAAAUCAUCCCGGGCUUCUUAUUUGUCGGCCCAGAAAUUGAAACAUCCGACCAUGCAAGUCAAUUGGAUGCUCGAUCUAUCAAACGUGUAUUAAACAUGGCAGAGGAAUGUCAGGAUGAAGGAUUACAAAACCAACCCCAAUUUACAUAUCAUAAAAUAUCGGCACGUGAUACUUUGGAAAUGAAGAAUAUCGAAUUUGUCAUGAUGGAAGCUGUUCAAUUCAUCGAGGAAGCCAAGAAAAACCAUGAGCCUAUUUAUGUCCAUUGCAAAGCUGGUAAAUCACGUUCUAUUACUGCUAUUUUGGCUUACUUGGUCACAUCAGAACGUUGGACGUUGAAACGUGCUUAUCGUCACGUCAUUAAGGCAAGGCCUAACAUGUCUCCCAAUAUCGGGUUUAUCUCGGAACUAAUGAAGAUGGACGGUCGUGUUCAUGGUAGAGUCAGUAGUUUUAUGGAAACAGAUUGGCAGUCUACUUCUUUACCAUCACCAGAAUAUGCAAAUGAAUUAUUCCAAUUAGAACGAUCAUGGCAGCAGUAAACCAUAAACCAAUAAAUACCAUCUUGUUGUAUCUG